Molecule: messenger RNA, 1161 nt
Organism: Rodentolepis nana
Lineage: Eukaryota; Metazoa; Platyhelminthes; Cestoda; Cyclophyllidea; Hymenolepididae
Source: the annotation of a GenBank genome assembly
AACGUAUUCGUUGUGAAAUCGACGGAAAGUGUUGGCCAUUUGAGGCGCCUUGCAGUUCUUCAGAGUUUUUCGAACGUUAAGGAGGCUCUGAAUUUCGGUCUUUACUUACCACCCAAGGGGGGUAAAAAGGGUAAAUUUCUGGAAGAACAACGACCAAUUUUUGACUACCCCGUGCUUCUGCGAGAUUCCGGUCGGAGAUCACGUGAUAAUGAUAAUACUGCAUUUAAUUCCACGAACACUUUGACAGAUGGAAUUCAGGAGAGUCCUGACUCAGGAGUUGAACAGGAUCGUUGUUGGUUGGAAGUGACCCAAAAUCAUUUUAUGGAUAUGGUUCGAGAUCACGACGUCAAAGGUAUUGAAAAACUCCUCACCAAGGGUUUCGAUCCCAAUUUCUGCUCUCGCAAAGAUGGAGAGGCGCCAAUAACAGCAGCGGCAACAAUCUUUCACCCUCGUGAUGUGAUUAUCGCAUUGGUCAACGGAGGCGCUCACGUUGAUUUUCGGGCUCAGGAUUCCCAUACGGCACUCCAUCGGGCCGCAAUCUGCGGUAACUACGAAGCAAUUCAGGCCUGUAAAGCCAAUCAACCGCAACAUUUAGAAAAUCUGAUAGCCUAUGGAGCAGAUCUGAAUGCCCUAACAAAGCGAGGCCAAACGCCACUCCACCUAUGCGUUUGGCAUGAGUCUGAUGCUUGUCUGCGACAACUACUUCUUCGAGGAGCUGAUCCCAGGGUGGUAAAUGAAGACAAUCAGACCCCUCUUGAAUAUGCUCUCCUCACAAACCGCAAUGAACAGGCAUCUAUCCUCCAGGAUUUCGAUCCUGCUAAAGUGGUUGCCAUUAGGGAUCGGCCAAGCUACAACACGUCUCGACGGCCAAUAGUGAACGGCCCUCGAGGAGCCGUGGCCUACAGUUACCUUCACAAAUCUCCUCCCCGCUCUAAUGCAGGCAGUGCAAGUGAUUACAUGGCCUCUCUCUCGCCUUCUGAAAGCCUUUUUUCAGUUGAUCGACUGUCCACGCGCAAUAUCUGCUCUCCACUGACCACGAAUGCCACCGUGAACUCCAAUGGCGCCUCUGAUGACGCGUUUACCAAUUCAAAAUACACUCGCCUUUCGCAUACAAGAGAAGAUUACUCUGGAACCAUUUUAUCCCAAGCAUCCCACUAUUGA